AUGGACAAUCUCACAGAAAUGACAGAAUUCCUGCUCAUGGGGUUUUCUGAUGUCUGGGAGCUACAGAUGCUACUUGCUGGACUGUUUCUGCUGAUUUAUCUGGCAGCUCUGGUGGGGAACAUUCUCAUCAUCAUGCUCAUUACUCUUGAUCAGUAUCUUCACACGCCCAUGUACUUCUUCCUAAGGAACCUCUCCUUUUUGGAUUUGUGCUACAUCUCAGUCACCAUGCCUAAGUCAGUCCACAGCUUUCUGACCCACAGCAGCUCCAUCUCUUAUCUUGGCUGUGUGGCUCAAGUCUACUUUUUCUUUGCUUUUGCAUCUGCUGAACUGGCCUUUCUCACUGUCAUGUCCUAUGACCGCUAUGUUGCCAUUUGCCACCCCCUCCAAUAUGGAGCCACUAUGACAUCAGGAAAAUGCCACCAGACGGCAGUCAUUGCCUGGCUAAGUUGUUUUUCUUAUGCAGCAGUCCACACUGGGAACAUGUUUUGGGAGCCCAUUUCAAGAUCCAACAUGAUCCACCAGUUCUUCUGUGAUAUCCCUCACAUGUUGGCCCUGGUUUCCUGUGAUGUUUUCUUUGUUGAGUUUGUGAUCCUAGCUCUGAGCUCCAGCUUGGUGCUGAUAUGCUUUGUUCUUAUAACCACCUCCUAUAUCCAGAUCUUCUCAACAGUGCUCAGAAUCCCUUCAGCAGAGAGACGGCUGACUGUCAUCAUCCUCUUCCUCACCACAGGGCUCUUUGCUGCCUUAGGGCCAAUUGCCAAGACUUCUUACAUUCAAGAUGUGAUGAUUGGUAUGGCAUACACAGUUUUGCCUCCCUUCCUGAAUCCCAUCAUAUACAGUCUUAGAAACAAGGAGAUCAAAGCUGCUGUUUGGAGACUGUUUGGGAAGAUAAAUCCUCUGCAAAAGUAG
Messenger RNA from Equus quagga, 906 nucleotides. RefSeq names its product olfactory receptor 14I1-like. Gene Ontology annotation, cellular component: membrane. Gene Ontology annotation, molecular function: olfactory receptor activity; odorant binding; G protein-coupled receptor activity. The record is from RefSeq and is a predicted model, not a curated record. Gene Ontology annotation, biological process: G protein-coupled receptor signaling pathway. NCBI's taxonomy places the organism in Eukaryota, Metazoa, Chordata, Mammalia, Perissodactyla, Equidae.